GGAGACAUGGACGGAGACUCCAGUAAAGUCAGCCCUCUGGUGGGUGAGGACAAGUUCAAGGCGUCCAACACCAAAGAUGUGGCUCUGCUGGCUCUGAUGGAGAAGACGGGAUACAACAUGGUGCAGGAGAACGGCCAGAGGAAGUACGGAGGACCGCCGCCAGGUUGGGAGGGCCCGGCUCCCCCCCGGGGCUGCGAGGUGUUUGUGGGGAAGAUCCCCAGAGACCUGUACGAGGACGCGCUGAUCCCGCUGUUCGAGAGAGCCGGCCGGAUCUACGAGUUCAGACUGAUGAUGGAGUUCAGCGGACAGAACCGCGGCUAUGCCUUCAUCAUGUACACCAACAGAGAGACGGCGCAGAGAGCCAUCCAGACGUUGGACAACUACGAGAUCCGUCCGGGGAAGUUCGUGGGCGUGUGCGUGAGUCUGGACAACUGCCGCCUCUUCAUCGGCUCGAUCCCCAAAGACAAGAGGAAGGAGGACAUCAUGGAGGAGAUGACCAAGGUGACGGACGGCGUGGUGGAUGUAAUCGUGUAUCCGAGCUCCACCGACAAGAGCAAGAACCGAGGCUUCGCCUUCGUGGAGUACGAGUCCCACAAAGCGGCGGCCACGGCCCGGAGGAAGCUCAUACCAGAAACCUUCCAGCUGUGGGGUCACUCCAUCCAGGUGGACUGGGCCGAGCCGGAGAAAGACGUGGACCAGGAGGUGAUGCAGCGCGUCAGAGUCCUUUACGUGCGUAACCUGAUGCUGACCACCGGCGAAGAAACCCUUCGCCAGGAGUUCUCCCGCUUCAAGCCGGGCUGCGUGGAGCGCGUCAAGAAGCUCACCGACUACGCCUUCGUCCACUACCGCUACCGCGAGGACGCCGUCGCGGCGCUCGGCCUCAUGAACGGGUCCCAGAUCGACGGGGCCACUGUGGAGGUGACGCUGGCCAAACCGGCGGGGAUCAAAGACGGGAGUGUGGCCGGAGGGAGGAGGUACAACAACCGGGGAUACCUGGGGAACAACGCAGGAGGGGGAGGAGGAGGAGGAGCAGCGGGAGGAGGAGGAGGAGACGGGACGUUUGUCCUGCACAGGAGCGAUGGAGGCAUGAUGGGAGGAGCUGGGAGAGGAGGGUCCCUGCAGCCGCGCCUGGGAAACCCCUUCUACACCGGAGCAG
Molecule: messenger RNA, 1156 nt
Organism: Anarrhichthys ocellatus (wolf-eel)
Lineage: Eukaryota; Metazoa; Chordata; Actinopteri; Perciformes; Anarhichadidae
Gene: rbm46
Product: RNA binding motif protein 46
Exons: 6
Molecular function (GO): RNA binding
Source: RefSeq, a predicted model, not a curated record